AUGGAGCUGAUGUUCGCCGAGUGGGAGGAUGGGGAACGAUUUUCUUUUGAGGACUCGGACCGCUUUGAGGAGGACUCGUUGUGUUCGUUCAUUUCCGAAGCGGAGAGCUUGUGUCAGAACUGGAGGGGCUGGAGGAAACAGUCUGCGGGACCCAACUCCCCCACUGUCAAGAUAAAAGAUGGUCUGGUCAUCCCACUGGUUGAGCUGUCAGCCAAACAGGUAGCCUUCCAUAUUCCUUUCGAAGUUGUGGAAAAAGUUUACCCUCCAGUGCCUGAACAGCUCCAGCUACGCAUCGCUUACUGGAGCUUUCCUGAAAAUGAAGAGGACAUCAGGUUGUACUCCUGCCUGGCUAAUGGGAGUCCAGAUGAGUUUCAGCGUGGAGAGCAGCUUUACAGAAUCCGAGCUGUUAAAGACCCUCUGCAAAUAGGUUUCCACUUGAGUGCAACAGUUGUAUCCAGUCAGACCGGACAAUCUAAAGGAGCCUAUAAUGUUGCGGUCAUGUUUGAUCGCUGCCGUAUCACUUCUUGCAGCUGUACUUGUGGUGCUGGGGCCAAGUGGUGUGCCCAUGUUGUGGCACUAUGUCUUUUCAGGAUUCACAAUGCUUCCGCGGUGUGCCUGAGAGCCCCGGUUUCAGAGUCUUUAUCCAGACUACAGAGGGACCAGCUCCAGAAGUUUGCUCAGUACCUCAUCAGUGAGCUGCCACAGCAGAUUUUGCCUACAGCUCAACGGCUACUUGACGAGCUUCUGUCCUCCCAGUCAACAGCCAUCAACACAGUGUGUGGGGCUCCGGAUCCCACUGCUGGACCUUCUGCUUCAGAUCAAAGUACCUGGUAUCUGGAUGAAUCAACACUCAGUGAUAAUAUUAAAAAGACACUCCACAAGUUCUGUGGGCCUUCACCUGUCGUCUUUAGUGAUGUGAAUUCCAUGUACCUGUCGUCCACGGAGCCUCCGGCCGCUGCAGAGUGGGCAUGUCUUCUGCGCCCGCUCCGGGGCCGUGAGCCUGAAGGCAUCUGGAACCUCCUGUCUAUUGUAAGGGAGAUGUUCAAAAGACGAGACAGCAACGCUGCUCCUCUGCUGGAGAUCCUCACAGAGCAGUGCCUCACUUACGAACAGAUCAUCAGCUGGUGGUACAGCGUGCGCACCUCUGCGUCUCACAGCAGUGCGAGCGGCCACACAGGGCGCAGCAACGGUCAGUCUGAGGUCGCAGCUCAUGCCUGCGCCAGCAUGUGCGACGAGAUGGUAGUGCUUUGGAGACUUGCUGUACUCGACCCAACCAUGAGUCCCGCCAGGCGUAUGGAAAUGGCCGGUCAGCUGAAACUGUGGCACUUAAAAGUAAUUGAAAUUGUUAAGCGUGGUCAACAUCGGAAGUCUUUAGACAAGUUGUUCCAAGGUUUCAAACCUGCUUUGGAAUCUUGUUAUUUCAACUGGGAGGUGGCUUACCCAUUGGAGGGAAUUACCUAUUGCAACACUGACAAGAAGAGCGCCACCAUCUGCUGGUCCAGAGCACUUCAGAACCAUAGAGGAGUUAAAGCAACAGUUGUGCCAGCAAAUGGGGAUUCUCAAGAAGGCGGCAAGUGUGAGGGGGGACUGGUGCGAUCGCAACAUGAGGUUGCUGUGCGUCCAAAGGAGAGUGUCUUGAGUAAGCGGAAGGGCCUGUCCGUGAGUGGGGGAGGUGGGAUGCUGGUGCGGCUCGGUGGCAGCGUGUCACUAUCCUUGGAUGAUGCUGGAGCUAAGGGCAUGUAUAAAGGCUCAUCUGGAGGGAAGCUCAAGAUUUCCCAGGGUGGAGCUGGUGGAAAAGGGGCUGGAAGUAGUAGCGGGAUAAGCGGAGGUAAACACUCUAGCAACAAGCGCAGAACUAGCAGUGAGGACAGCUCUCUAGAGCCUGACAUGGCUGAGCUUAACCUUGAUGAUGGCUGCAGCCUGGCUUUGGGAGCGGAGGCUAGUAACACUUUUGAGUUCCUGCCUCCACCUCCUGAGAUGCUUCCAUCCCCCAGCCCCCUCUUGCGAGAGCCCCGCAAGAGUAGUACAGGAUCAAACAAGAAUUUUGACUCAAAACGCCACUGCCCCCCUGCAUCUACUUCUGAGGUCCCGACUGCGGGUGAGACUGUCCUGAUGGUGGUGUCUAACGGUACAAAGAAGGAGUCCGGACCAACCCCUGUUGAGAAGGAAGACUCGGAUCAAAGUGCGGGUGCCGUCUCUUCUACCACCGCCACAAUAGAAAAAACAGAUUCUGUUCCCAACCCCUCCAAUCCACCUGUGAAUCAGAAGGAGGCGGAGCCAGGAUCAGGCAGGGGGGCUGAAGGAGGUGAGGACCCUGCGGUGGGAGAUGAUGACUAUCAAGCUUACUAUCUGAGUGCUGCUUCUGAAGAGGGGGCAGACAGGCAGCUGGCGGAAAGUCAACAGGAUGAUGAACCAGACAUCUUUGCAGGCAUAAGGCCUCUGGAGCAGGAAAGCCGCAUGGAGGUUGUGUUUGCCUGUGCUGAGGCUCUUCAUGCCCAUGGAUACAGUAACGAGGCCUGCAGGCUGGCUGUGGAGUUGGCCAGAGACCUGGUAGCCAACCCCCCAGAUCUGAAAGUUGAGCAGCCACAGACCAAGGGUAAAAAGAGCAAGGUGUCUACAAGUCGACAAACGCAGACUGCCACCAGCACUCUGUCAAAAACGGCUUUUCUGCUCACUGUGCUCAGUGAAAGACUGGAGCUUCACAACCUGGCCUUCUGCACUGGCAUGUUCUCCCUUGAGUUGCAGAGGCCCCCAGCAUCAACCAAAGCGUUGGAGGUCAAACUCGCCUACCAAGAGUCAGAGAUUGUGGCUCUGCUAAAGAAGAUUCCUUUGGGCCUAGUGGAGAUGUCUGCUAUCCGAGAGCGUGCCGAGCAGCUCAGAGAUGGAAACUUCUGUGAUUAUCGACCGGUCCUGCCACUGAUGCUGGCCAGUUUCAUUUUCGACGUCUUGUGCACACCUGUUGUAUCACCAACAGGCUCCCGUCCACCAAGUCGUAAUCGUAACAAUGAGAUGCCCGGUGAUGAGGAGCUGGGUUUUGAAGCUGCUGUUGCUGCACUUGGUAUGAAGACAACAGUGAGUGAGGCAGAGCAUCCUCUUCUAUGUGAAGGAACUCGGAGGGUGAAAGGAGACUUGGCACUAGCUCUUAUGAUAACGUACAAAGAUGACCAGAGCAAGCUCAAAAAGAUCCUGGACAAGCUAUUGGACAGAGAAAGUCAGACUCACAAGCCUCAGACCCUGAGCUCGUUCUACUCUAGUAAACCUGCUGCGAGCAGUCAGCGGAGCCCAUCCAAACACGCCACUACAAACCACGGAGUUGGAGGAGCAUCUGGGGGACUCGCCAAACACACAUCUUCCUCUACUACCUCUUUGCCGGCCUCUGCCCCUAGUCAGUCCAGUGCAGUGAGCCUGCCUCCUGAAGAGAUGAACAGUCAGCAAGAAGUCAACCAAGUGCACAACAGCGUCUCUGGAGAGACCACCACAGAGGCCAAAGAGCAUGAUGGGCCUUCUACAUCUAGUGAGCAGCAGAACGAGACUGCGCUAUUCAAGUUGGAAACCACUGUCCCAAGCCGCCUGGCUCUAGGAGCUCGCUACGGCUACAACCAGCGCUGCUGGGGAUCACCUGUCCGGCAGAAGAAAAAGCACACUGGAAUGGCAAGUAUCGACAGCAGUGCUCCAGAAACCACCUCUGACAGCUCACCCACCCUGAGCCGCAGGCCUCUGCGCGGGGGCUGGGCUGCGGCAUCCUGGGGCAGGGGGCAGGACAGCGACAGCAUCAGCAGCUCUUCCUCUGAUUCUUUAGGUUCAUCAUCCUCCAGUGGCUCACGCAGAGCAGGGGGAGGGGCCAGGGCCAAAAAUACUGACACAAGCAGAUACAAAGGGCGGCGCCCAGAAUGCCAUGCUCCACAUGUUCCGAAUCAGCCAUCUGAAGCUGCGGCUCAUUUCUAUUUUGAGUUGGCCAAGACUGUGCUGAUAAAAGCUGGAGGGAAUUCUUCCACAUCUAUAUUCACACAGCCUUCCGCCAGCGGGGGGCAUCAGGGUCCUCAUAGGAACCUCCACCUCUGUGCCUUUGAGAUUGGGUUAUAUGCUCUCGGCCUCCACAAUUUUGUGUCUCCUAACUGGCUCUCCAGGACGUACUCCUCUCAUGUGUCCUGGAUUACUGGCCAGGCCAUGGAGAUCGGCAGUGCAGCUCUCAAUAUCUUGGUGGAGUGUUGGGAUGGCCACCUGACCCCACCAGAAGUAGCGUCUUUAGCUGAUCGAGCGUCCAGGGCAAGAGACCCCAAUAUGGUCAGGGCAGCAGCGGAACUGGCUCUGAGCUGUCUGCCUCAUGCUCAUGCCCUCAAUCCCAAUGAGAUUCAGAGAGCACUAGUGCAGUGCAAAGAGCAGGACAAUGUUAUGCUGGAGAAAGCUUGCAUGGCUGUAGAGGAAGCUGCAAAGGGCGGUGGGGUGUACCCGGAGGUGCUAUUUGAGGUCGCCCAUCAGUGGUACUGGCUGUAUGAGCAGUCUGUCGGAGGAAGUUCUGGACAACAACGUGAGGCAUCCAGCCGCUGCGGAGCUAAUGGCGGCUCUGGUAGACGCCCCCCUGAGGCCAACUGUGUUCUGGACAAUGGUGCUAACAUGGAUUCUCCAGGCGUAGCCACUGUCACUGCAUCUGUCACUGCUACAGCUGUAGUACCUGUCAUCUCUGUGGGCUCUACAAUCUAUCAGUCCCAUGCUAUGCCUGGUCAAGCUAUAGCCCACGCUCAUGGCCAAGGCCUACAUCCUUACACCACCUUGCAGGCGCACCUUCCCACUGUCUGCACCCCUCAGUACUUGGGACACCCUCUACAACAUGUCCCACGGCCGGCUGUGUUCCCUGUGGCUGGAGCAGCUUAUCCACAGGGAAUGCACCCUGCUUUUAUUGGUGCUCAGUACCCUUUCUCUGUUGCAACUGGCCCCCCUCCUCCAAUCGCAGCCACUGCAGUGACUUUCCCUGGUGUCCCUGUCCCUUCUAUGACUCAAAUAGCUGUGCACCCGUAUCACACAGAGACAGGCUUGCCCCUCAGUACCACGGUGGCAGUGGGCAGUGUCCACACCGGCACCACCAUUCAGACCAUGCAGGGAGCCUCUAUGCCCUCACUUUCUUCACAGCAAGGUUCAUUAGUCAAUCCUCCAUUUCCCAUAGAAGAAGAGCAACACAGUCAACCACUCAGCCAACAAGGCCUGCACUACCUCCACUCGGCCUACAGAGUUGGGAUGCUGGCACUGGAGAUGCUUGGGAGACGAGCCCAUAAUGAUCACCCAAACAACUUUUCUCGUAGUCCUCCAUACACUGAGGAUGUCAAAUGGCUGUUGGGACUGGCUGCCCGUUUAGGGGUCAACUAUGUGUACCAGUUCUGUGUUGGGGCAGCCAAAGGUGUCCUCAGUCCAUUUGUUCUGCAAGAAAUUAUUAUGGAGGCUCUGCAGAGGCUAAACCCAGCUCAUAUCCAUGCUCACCUCCGAACUCCUGCCUUUCACCAGCUUGUCCAGCGGUGUCAACAAGCAUACCUGCAGUACAUCCACCAUCGGCUCAUCCACCUCACACCAGCGGACUAUGAUGACUUUGUCAACAUUAUUCGCAGCUCUCGGGGAGCCUUCUGCCUCACGCCAGUGGGAGUGAUGCAGUUCAAUGAUGUUCUGCAGAAUCUAAAGAGGGGCAAACAGACCAAGGAGCUGUGGCAGCGCAUUUCACUGGAGAUGACCACAUUUUCCCCCUGA
This is a messenger RNA of Knipowitschia caucasica, 5733 nucleotides long. The record is from the annotation of a GenBank genome assembly. Lineage: Eukaryota; Metazoa; Chordata; Actinopteri; Gobiiformes; Gobiidae.